GUCAUCACACAGCUGGCAGGGAAGGAGGGAGGACUGCAGCACAGGAAGUGCAGCAGGAACCACGAACGACGGGAAUCACGACAUGACUCCUCCAGACGGAGCCGCCAGUUAAAACCAGCGCAAAUAUCCCACCGCGGCGGUCGGAUUCAGGGGGGACAUGGGGGGCUCUCAGAGCGUCCAGAUCCCCGGCGGAGGAUCCGAAGGUUACCACGUCCUUCGGGUGCAGGAACAUUCCCCGGGUUACCACGCUCGACUGGAGCCAUUCUUUGAUUUUAUCAUCUCAGUUUGUGACACUAGACUGAACAGGGACAACGACACCCUGAAAGAGCUGCUGAGAGUGAACGUGGAGAGGCCGGUCAAGAUGCUGCUGUACAACAGCCGGACGCAAACUGUCCGGGAGACGACCAUCACACCCAGCAACACGUGGGGCGGCCAGGGCCUUCUGGGGCUCAGCAUUCGCUUCUGCAGCUUUGAACGAGCCAAUCAGAACAUUUGGCACGUCUUGGAGGUGGAGCCAAACUCUCCUGCAGGCCUGGCUGAUUUGAGGCCCUAUGUUGACUACAUAAUCGGAGCGGACACGGCUAUGCGUGAGAGCGAAGACCUGUUCUCUCUCGUCGAAGCGCACGAAGGGAAGGAGCUGAAGCUCUACGUUUACAACACAGACGCAGACAACUGCCGAGAGGUGAUCAUCACCCCGAACUCUGACUGGGGCGGAGAUGGCAGUCUCGGGUGUAAGAUUGGGUUUGGUUACCUGCACAGGAUUCCUACACUUAAGGAGGAAAAGAACUCCCGUUCCCCUUCACAGAAUCAUAAGGCAUCUCAUAUACCCAAAGACGGCUACACAGAGGUCCAACUCUCUGCUGUCAUUCCAACCGUUCCAGUUGUCGUCUCGUCUUCUGCUCCAACUGGAUUAGAGCAGCCUCUCAGCAGCUUAUCAGUCAGCUCUGAGCCAACGGCUGUCCUCGUUAACACGCCGACAGGAAUUCCCAUCAUCCCACCGCCCAACCAUAUUCCCAAGCAAUCACACCGUCUGCCUGUAAAUGGUGCUGCAACACAGCCAGGCUUGAUUCCCGUUCCUGGAGCUAUUCCAGCCUUCAAUAAUUUCCCAAACCUAAACGCUACUUUGCCAGAAGUGGGUCAUGUUCCGCCGCCUGGACUUGGGAUACAGCAUGACGGUCUUCCUCCUCUCAACCUUCCAGCUGCAGUUUCCAGUGUUACUCCUCCUGACUUCAUUUAUCCACCCGUUGCUGUUAAUUCACACACCGCCAUCUAUCCCUCUUCCACCGUCCAUAUGAACAGUUCACUGACCAAAGCCCCCAACCAUUCAUCGGUGCCCAACUCUGGAGCAAUUAAUUUCACUGUAACUGUGGACUCAUCUUAGCACGAGGGGACUCAUAAAGACGACACCUCGCCCUCAAGUCCUUCCACACCAUAAGCAGUCAGUCGCUGACAAAUUGGUCGUUUAAACCAUGUUUGCAUAUGAGCUCCUGGAGGACGCUGAAGAUACAUGUGAGGAAUUUCAGCUGAAUUUAGACAUAACUCAAGGCUGGUACUAUGCAUUUUCACUUGUCUUCAGAAGCCGAUCAUAAAAUGUGGAAAACUCGAAUGCGGUUGUCAGCAUCAUUUCAUUUUAGUGGUUAGAUUACUGAAAAGUAUCAAGAGAAAAAUUUAAAAAGCUUGAGACGUUGCUGAGGAUUCUUUUUCAGGUUUGUUUGCAGUGUUGUAAAACCUUCUUUGAUUGCAAAAAAAAAAAACA
This is a messenger RNA of Xiphophorus maculatus (southern platyfish), 1756 nucleotides long. It is a transcript of the gene gorasp2, whose product is annotated as golgi reassembly stacking protein 2. The transcript is spliced from 10 exons. NCBI's taxonomy places the organism in Eukaryota, Metazoa, Chordata, Actinopteri, Cyprinodontiformes, Poeciliidae. Bases 158 to 1381 code for a protein of 407 amino acids. Gene Ontology annotation, cellular component: Golgi apparatus. Gene Ontology annotation, biological process: Golgi organization. The record is from RefSeq and is a predicted model, not a curated record. Gene Ontology annotation, molecular function: protein binding.